This is a messenger RNA of Lonchura striata (white-rumped munia), 1027 nucleotides long. NCBI's taxonomy places the organism in Eukaryota, Metazoa, Chordata, Aves, Passeriformes, Estrildidae. The record is from RefSeq and is a predicted model, not a curated record.
CGGAGGUCGCGGCCGUUCCCGCUCGGUGCCGCCGCCGCGAUGUCGUGCCCGGCUCCGGAGCCCGACAGCGGGGCAGAGUCCCUCUCCUCGGAUGAAAAAGAGGUGACACCCAAUGGCUUGGAGGGGUCGGGAUCGGGAUCGGCCGAGGAGCACCCGGAGGGAGAAGCCAGCUCUGAAGACAGCUCCAGCAGCAGCUCGGAAGAGGAGUCAGAUGAAGAACAGGAGGAGAAGGAAUCCCCACCUUACUGCAAUGAGUCAGGAGGGAGCUGCUUGCUGUCCUGUGAGCACUGCAGGAAUGAAAAUGACCAGAAGGAGCAAGUGACCCCCAGGAGACUCGCUGGAGGACAAUUUAUGUAUGGAUUUUUGUAAUGUAAUGGCUUUGAGUUUGCAUUGUUCUCAUCAGGGUGCUUCAGUCUUUGGUUGAAGUGGGCAAACAGCUCAUUUGCUGCACAAACACGUUUGGAUUUAUACUGGAAGGGGCACACAAAUCCUUAAAAAUCACAGUUUAGAGCCUGUGCUGCCUCCAGAUCCCAGUCCAGGAGAGCUCCUGGGAGGGUUUUUCAGGCUGCUGCCUGGUCUGGGAUGACCUGCAGGCCCAUUUUUAUGUGCUGCUUUCAUCCUGCCCUGCUUCUCCCUCCCCUUUAACCCUGCAUUUUCCCUGGGAUGCAGCACUGCCCAUCCUCUGUCUGCCCUGGCGUGGUCCCUGUGGGAUGUCCCUGGCUGCUCUCCCUGCUGGGUUGAUGUGGGAUGUGACCCCAGCCCCGUGUGGCAGCAGCUCCUGGCACAGGAAGUUUUAUGCAAAAUGUUCCUUUCAUGCAAAACGUUCCUUUCCAGCUGAUUUGCUGAGGGCUGGGCCAUGGUUAAUGAAAAUACAACCCCCAAAUGAUCUGCUGUGAGAUCAGGAGCAGAGCAGAGCAGGCCCGAGCUUAAUAACAAAGGAGAGACUUUAUUAAAUUACUACUCCCAUAAAAGGGAAAAGAAAGAAAAAAAAAAAACCAAACACCACUAAAUCCAAAAUGGAAACCUU